ACUACAGACACACAGGGUCAAAAACUACAGACACACAGGGUCAAAAACUACAGACACACAGGGGCAAAAACUACAGACACACAGGGGCAAAUACUACAGACACACAGGGCCAAACACAACAGACACACAGGGCCAAACACAACAGACACGAAGGGGCAAAAACUACACACACAGGGCCAAACACAACAGACACGAAGGGGCAAAUACUACAGACACACAGGGCCAAACACAACAGACACACAGGGCCAAACACAACAGACACGAAGGGGCAAAUACUACAGACACACAGGGCCAAACACAACAGACACACAGGGCCAAACACAACAGACACACAGGGCCAAACACAACAGACACGAAGGGGCAAAAACUACAGACACACAGGGGCAAAUACAACAGACACGAAGGGGCAAAAACUACAGACACACAGGGCCAAACACAACAGACACGAAGGGGCAAAAACUACAGACACACAGGGGCAAAAACUACAGACACAGGGGCAAAUACUACACACACAGGGGCAAAUACUACACACACAGGGGCAAAUACUACACACACAGGGGCAAAUACUACACACACAGGGGCAAAAAUGACAGAAUACAGGGACAAAAACUACAGGGACACAGCAUCAAAAACUACAGGGACACAGCAUCAAAAACUACAGGGACACAGCAUCAAAAACUACAGGGAAACAGCAUCAAAAACUACAGGGACACAGCAUCAAAAACUACAGGGACACAGCAUCAAAAACUACAGGGACACAGCAUCAAAAACUACAGGGAAACAGCAUCAAAAACUACAGGGACACAGCAUCAAAAACUACAGGGACACAGCAUCAAAAACUACAGGGACACAGCAUCAAAAACUACAGGGAAACAGCAUCAAAAACUACAGGGACACAGCAUCAAAAACUACAGGGACACAGCAUCAAAAACUACAGGGACACAGCAUCAAAAACUACAGGGACACAGCAUCAAAAACUACAGGGAAACAGCAUCAAAAACUACAGGGACACAGCAUCAAAAACUACAGGGACACAGCAUCAAAAACUACAGGGAAACAGCAUCAAAAACUACAGGGAAACAGCAUCAAAAACUACAGGGACACAGCAUCAAAAACUACAGGUACACAGCAUCAAAAACUACAGGGACACAGCAUCAAAAACUACAGUGACACAGCAUCAAAAACUACAGGGACACAGCAUCAAAAACUACAGGGACACAGCAUCAAAAACUACAGGGAAACAGCAUCAAAAACUACAGGGAAACAGCAUCAAAAACUACAGGGACACAGCAUCAAAAACUACAGGGAAACAGCAUCAAAAACUACAGGGAAACAGCAUCAAAAACUACAGGGACACAGCAUCAAAAACUACAGGUACACAGCAUCAAAAACUACAGGGAAACAGCAUCAAAAACUACAGGGAAACAGCAUCAAAAACUACAGGGACACAGCAUCAAAAACUACAGGGACACAGCAUCAAAAACUACAGGUACACAGCAUCAAAAACUACAGGUGA
Molecule: messenger RNA, 1516 nt
Organism: Oncorhynchus keta (chum salmon)
Lineage: Eukaryota; Metazoa; Chordata; Actinopteri; Salmoniformes; Salmonidae
Exons: 3
Coding region: 587-1516 (309 amino acids)
Source: RefSeq, a predicted model, not a curated record